This is a messenger RNA of Porites lobata, 3180 nucleotides long. The record is from the annotation of a GenBank genome assembly. NCBI's taxonomy places the organism in Eukaryota, Metazoa, Cnidaria, Anthozoa, Scleractinia, Poritidae.
AUGACUGAAAGGAAUAGAAUAGAGUACCACAAGCAAGACCUGAGCAUUGCGAUAGAAGUCGGCGACAGGGCCGGACAAGGACGUGCCUAUUGCAAUCUCGGCAUUGCUUAUGCCUCCCUUGGCCAAUUCCAACAAGGAAUAGAGUACCUCAAGCAAGACCUGAGCAUUGCAAUAGAAGUCGGCGACAGGGCCGGACAAGGACGUGCCUAUUGCAAUCUCGGCAUUGCUUAUAAAUCCCUUGGCCAAUUCCAACAAGCAAUAGAGUACCACAAGCAACACCUGAGCAUUGCAAUAGAAGUCGGCGACAGGGCCGGACAAGGAGGUGCCUAUGGCAAUCUCGGCAAUGCUUAUCAAUCCCUUGGCCAAUUCCAACAAGCAAUAGAGUACCACAAGCAAGACCUGAGCAUUGCAAUAGAAGUCGGCGACAGGGCCGGACAAGGACGUGCCUAUUGCAAUCUCGGCAAUGCUUAUCAAUCCCUUGGCCAAUUCCAACAAGCAAUAGAGUACCAGAAGCAACACCUGAGCAUUGCAAUAGAAGUCGGCGACAGGGCCGGACAAGGAGGUGCCUAUUGCAAUCUCGGCAAUGCGGCAACAGGGCCGGACAAGGAACACCUGAGCAUUGCAUGGCAACAAGGACGUGCCUAUGGCAAUCUCGGCAAUGCUUAUCGAUCCCUUGGCCAAUUCCAACAAGCAAUAGAGUACCACAAGCAACGCCUGAGCAUUGCAAUAGAAGUCGGCGACAGGGCCGGACAAGGACGUGCCUAUGGCAAUCUCGGCAAUGCUUAUCAAUCCCUUGGCCAAUUCCAACAAGCAAUAGAGUACCACAAGCAACGCCUGAGCAUUGCAAUAGAAGUCGGCGACAGGGCCGGACAAGGACGUGCCUAUUGCAAUCUCGGCAAUGCUUAUAGAUCCCUUGGCCAAUUCCAACAAGCAAUAGAGUACCACAAGCAACACCUGAGCAUUGCAAUAGAAGUCGGCGACAGGGCCGGACAAGGAGGUGCCUAUGGCAAUCUCGGCAAUGCUUAUCAAUCCCUUGGCCAAUUCCAACAAGCAAUAGAGUACCACAAGCAACACCUGAGCAUUGCAAUAGAAGUCGGCGACAGGGCCGGACAAGGACGUGCCUAUGGCAAUCUCGGCAAUGCUUAUGACAGCCUUGGCCAAUUCCAACAAGCAAUAGAGUACCACAAGCAACGCCUGAGCAUUGCAAUAGAAGUCGGCGACAGGGCCGGACAAGGACGUGCCUAUUGCAAUCUCGGCAAUGCUUAUCAAUCCCUUGGCCAAUUCCAACAAGCAAUAGAGUACCACAAGCAACACCUGAGCAUUGCAAUAGAAGUCGGCGACAGGGCCGGACAAGGAGGUGCCUAUGGCAAUCUCGGCAAUGCUUAUUUAUCCUUCGAGGACUUCAAACAAUCAUGGGAACACCACAAGAAAAGCCUUAGCAUUGCAAUAGAAGUCGGCGACAGGAAUGAAGAAGGAAGGGCCUAUGGCGGUCUCGGCUUAGUUUGUAAAUCCCUCGGCGACUUCCAAGGAGCAAUAGAGCAUUAUAAGCAAAGCCUAAGCAUUGCUAAGGAAGUGGGCAACAGGUCCAGAGAGGGAUAUACCUAUGCCAAUCUUGGCCUUGCUUAUUUAUCCCUUGAACAAUUCCAACAAGCAAUCGAGUACUACAAGCAACAGCUCAAAAUUGCUAAGGAAGUGGCUGACAUGUUCCUAGAAGGACGUGCCUAUCAGUACUUGGGUAUGGCUCAUAUGUUGUUAGGUUCUCUGGAUGAGGCUGUAGGUAAUUUCAAAUUCAGCGUAAAAGCGUUUGAUACUAUUAGGGCUAGUUUCAUUUCGGAAGAUGCAUUGAAAAUAAGUUUUCAUGAGCUUUACGUAUCUAGCUAUCGUUAUUUAUGUCGAGUUCUUAUAGCGCUUCAAAAGACGGAUGAGGCUUUGUACGCGGCCGAACGGGGACGAGCAGCAGCUUUGCUAGAUGCCUUGAAAAUAAAGUAUGGCCUUACAUCCCUUUCGCCCAUUUCAAAUGAAACUGAUUUCGCAUGCAUUUCAAGGAACAUAUCUGUUUUGACAACGUUUAUUGCAUUGGACAAUGGAACAAUAAGCUGGUGGGUACUGGGAAAGAAAACCAACGCUAUUUUUAGGGAAACAGUACUAAAAAGUGGAAGGGCACACGAAGAUCCCUUUGAUGCACUUUUGAAAGCUUCUUUGAAACAAAUUGGGGCUGGCAGAGAUGUUAGAUGCGAGAAUCGGUCACUUGAUGUUUUAAGAGAUAAGUCAACUUUGAGUACUCAGGAAGAUGAUGAAAUAACGAUUCCAUCGCACGAGAAUAUCGACUGGUUACAGCCAUUGCAUGAUAUAGUUUUUGGUCCCAUUGAAGACUUACUUGAUGGCGAUGAACUGGUUGUAGUCCCUGAUGGUGCUUUGUGUUUAGCUCCUUGGACAGCCUUAAGUGAAACUUUAAGGAUCCGUAUUAUUCCCUCACUGACAAGUUUGAAAGUAAUAAGAGAUUCUUCAACUGAAUACCACAGUAAAACUGGCGCCCUGCUUGUUGGAGAUCCAUGUUUGAGGAAAGUUACAAAUAAAAGGGAUAAACCCAUUUAUGAUCAGCUGGAGUUCGCAAAAAAAGAAGUGGAGAUGAUUGGAAAACUUCUUAACAGCCAACCACUCACAGGAGAAGCUGCAACCAAAAAAGAGGUGCUUCGGAGAAUAGAUUCAGUCGCUUUGAUUCACAUUGCAGCACACGGAGGAAAGGAAGCUGGUGAAAUUGCUUUGGCUCCCAACCCCGGGUGGCAAUCCAAGACUCGUAUCCCUAAGGAAGAGGACUACAUGUUGAAAAUGUCUGAUUUACAAGCCAUUAAGCUGAGAGCGAGGCUAGUGGUUCUUAGUUGCUGCCAUAGUGGUCAAGGAGAGGUCUCGUCUGAGGGUGUGGUCGGUAUGGCAAGGGCUUUCUUGUUUGCUGGUGCUCGUUCUGUGCUGGCGUCACUCUGGGCAAUUGAUGAUGAAGCCACAAUGGUGUUUAUGGAAUGUUUCUACCAACACCUGAGAGUUGGAGAAAGUGCCAGUACUGCUCUGCAGAAGGCCAUGAAACGCCUUCGAGAUUCGGACGACUUUUCCGCCCCAAAGUACUGGGCUCCAUUUGUGCUGAUUGGCGAUGACGUCACGAUUGAAUUUGAUGUAAACCGUUGA